This is a messenger RNA of Ceratina calcarata, 444 nucleotides long. RefSeq names its product Sjoegren syndrome nuclear autoantigen 1 homolog. Bases 147 to 431 code for a protein of 94 amino acids. The transcript is spliced from 3 exons. Lineage: Eukaryota; Metazoa; Arthropoda; Insecta; Hymenoptera; Apidae. Gene Ontology annotation, cellular component: ciliary basal body; centrosome. The record is from RefSeq and is a predicted model, not a curated record.
CGUGAGAUGAUUCUGAACGAUUCUCGCGUACCGAUCACAGAUUUUAUUCACGUUCGAUCGAUGGGUGUAGGUAGAAUGCAACUGUGUUGUACAUUUCUGUGGCUUUCACGUCAGUGCGAAGAUUCCAAGCGAAAGGUUUAGAAGAAAUGAAAAUGAGACGCACCGAAUUACAAGCACAGAUUGAGAGUCAAGAAGAAGAGAAAAAUUAUUUGCAAAGGGAAAUCGAGAAAUUAUCUCAUAAAUUAACACGUGUAAAUGAUAGUUUAACUAAAAGAAUAGCUGUUAGGAAUGAAUAUGACAGGACUAUUACUGAUACAGAAACAGCAUAUGUAAAAAUUUUGGAGAGUUCACAACUUUUAUUGAAUAUGAUCAAGAGAGAAGCUACCAAUUUGGACCAAACAUUAGUUAAAACCAAUAUGGAUAAACAAUGAUAUUAGUGAGAAA